Messenger RNA from Cyclocybe aegerita, 474 nucleotides. The record is from the annotation of a GenBank genome assembly. NCBI's taxonomy places the organism in Eukaryota, Fungi, Basidiomycota, Agaricomycetes, Agaricales, Hemipholiotaceae.
AUGGCUUCCCUUGAUGUCCGGACACCAGGCACUCUCUGUAGCCCGCAGCUGCAACUAGAGGGCAUUAUCGAGAAUCUAAAUCAGCUUUGCGUCGCUGCUACAGAAGCAACUCCAGAAUACAAUGGUCUGGACCUUCAGGUGGUGCUGAGCCAGAUCAGGGAUGCCCUAAAUGUCCAUCAUAAGGUCCUGAAUUCGCAGAAAGAUAAUAUGGGAUUGAUUGUUCGAUAUCGAGAGGUCCACGCAGCCUUCGUCAAAUAUCAGGAUGCUUCCAGGCCAAAAUCUCUGCAAAUCCGACGCAGCCAUCGGAUGAAGGCAUACGGCGAACAGCACAUAGACCCCGUCUUCGAACAGCCUGAAAUGGUUGACAACCAAUACAAAGAGCUCCAGCGGGACGUUCGCGGCCUCGCGAUCCUAGUCAUACGUGCUGCGGCUGAUCUCUUAGAGCUACACUGCCAAAUGUAUGAUAUCUCGUAG